UCUCUCCCCCAUCCUCUUUAUAAUCCCCAAUCAUCCAUUUUCCUCCCUUUCUUUUCUGUCUUCUCAACCACCGCAUCCGCCCAUUCCCCGCCGUAUUCCGGCGGCCCCUCCUCUCACUCCUCCGUACAUGCAAUCUGAUCCGUCGCCCCGAUUCGAUUCGGGUAACAGCUAUCCAGAUCCGCUUUCACCUGUCCAGCUUCAACCUCUAGCCUACCCCCCCCCAAAUCCCAAACCCCAAACACCUCCUUUCAUUUCGUAAUUUACCAUUUUUAUUUAUUAUUUAUCUUUUUUUUUAAUCUGAAUUUUCCUUUUCUUUCUUUAAAAUUCUUUUUUGUGAAAUUACAUUUCUACCACUACAAUUCCCCACCCCGACGUUUCCAAAAGGAGCCCAGUACCCUGGUUUUUGCCUUUUGCCCCCGACAACAAAUUUCCAAUUGCCGGUUUUAUCCGCUGGAGGUUUUUCCAUUUCGAAAUUCGUUUGCUGACGUGGCAUGGAGUUUUGAAAAUAAUGCUUAGACGAUGAAUUUCCAGCAAAACCACAGCCGUAGGAUUCUGCCACCUGUCCAGCCCAGAAAGCGAAAGGAGAGCUCAUCGAACGGCUUUAAACAACCGGCUCCGAAGGCUCCAAAGGCUCCAAGCACAACGACGUUUCCAAGGGCUCGGAGCAAAUCUUCGGCUCCAAAGGCUUCUAGCAAAACGACAUCUUCGGCGCCGUCGUCCAAUCGACUUCUGGCCGGCUACAUGGCGUACGAGUUUUUAACCAAGGGCACACUGUUUGGUCAGAAGUUCGACCCGGCUGGAGAUGAGGCAGUUCCGCUGGCGGGGAAGCCGAUCGAAUCCAGACAAGGAGCUGGUACGGGCGCAGCGCAGGAGAGUUACUCUGAGGUGGCGAGCUUACUGAAGACGGAUGGGGCCCACAUUCCGGGGAUUGUAAACCCGACGCAACUGGCGAAAUGGAUUCAGAUGGGACAGUGCUUGUGGUAGGACUAGGAUCCGGUAGGGCGUAGGGUGUUUGCGUGGGGUGGAGACGUGGCACAGCAAGAUUGGAUGGAUGCCGGUUUCGAUCAACGUCAGCUACUGUAGUAGUUGGUAGUAAAAAGAAGUUGGGAGUUCUCGAAGCAAAAGUGCAUGAUUCGUGAAUAUUGAGCGAGUGAGUCUGAAGGUGGCGAGUGAGGAUCGAAACCAAAUCACGCGACCGUGACUCUUUCUCUCUCUAGAUCUCUCUCUCUCUCUCUCUCUCUCUCUAGAAUCUGUUGGUGGUGAUAAUAUUAUCUCUGUGUUUUGUUUUGUUGUUUUUAUUUGUAGGAUGACGAUGAUGAUCAAGCAAUUUAGAGAGAACACCGAAAUGGAUUCCACCCCUUCGAAUUUCGGUGCUUUGUUGUUAGUUAACUUGUUUAAUCUCAUCUAGUUAUGAUUUUGCAUAUAUAUUUUUCCUUCAUUGUUAUUUUUAUUUGGGUUUGUUUU
Messenger RNA from Malus domestica (apple), 1464 nucleotides. RefSeq lists its product as uncharacterized. The record is from RefSeq and is a predicted model, not a curated record. NCBI's taxonomy places the organism in Eukaryota, Viridiplantae, Streptophyta, Magnoliopsida, Rosales, Rosaceae.